GUACACUCUAAAGUUGUUCCUCUCUCAGUUUGUGUCAUCAGCCACGAGUUUCCUCCUCCUCUUCAUCACAGCAUCCAGCCGACUGAAGAGUUCCUCUCCGGUGAUUCAGAAGAGAUGGGAGACCCUUUAACCGAGUACACAGCCCGACUACAACAACAGGAGCGUGAGAUCCGGAGUCUCUCUGCAGAGAUCGAGAGUCUAAAAAACUCACAGACCCUGAGUCCGUCUCCACAACUGGAUGAGCUGCGGGAUGAAAACACCAAACUGAAGUACCGCCUCAACAUCCUGAAGAGGAGCCUGCAGGAGGAGAAGAAGACGACUCACUGCGGUAAAUCCAUGAUGAACAUCAACGAGCAGCUCCAGGAGGUUUUCGGCGAGGCCAUCCGGGCUUCCUGCCCGGAGCUGGACAACCCUCCGGUGUCCGUCGCGCCCAACCAGCAGGCCAAGUUUGGAGACUACCAGUGCAACAGUGCCAUGGCCAUGGCUCAGAUGCUGAAGGCGAAGGGAAUGAAAAUCAACCCGAGGGAAAUCGCAGAGAAGAUCAUCCAGAAUCUUCCGGACAACGAAUUCGUCCAGAAAACUGAAAUCGCAGGACCAGGGUUCAUCAACAUCCACCUGAAGAGGCCGUUUGUGUCCAAACUGUUGAGCAACCUGCUGAUCAACGGCGUGCAGCCCCCCCCACUGGCCUCCAGGAAGAGGGUGGUGGUGGAUUUCUCCUCUCCCAACAUUGCCAAAGAGAUGCACGUCGGUCACCUGCGCUCCACCAUCAUCGGGGAAAGCAUGUGUCGUCUGUUUGAGUUUCUGGGCUACGACGUCGUCAGGUUGAACCAUGUGGGAGACUGGGGGACCCAGUUUGGGAUGCUGAUCGCUCACCUGCAGGAUAAAUUCCCAGACUACCUGACCUCCUCCCCGCCCAUCGGUGACCUGCAGGCCUUCUACAAAGAGUCGAAGAAGCGUUUUGACGAGGAGGAGGACUUUAAGAAGCGAGCGUACCAGUGUGUCGUCAGACUGCAGAGCAAAGAGCCCGACUUCAUGAAAGCCUGGAAACUCAUCUGUGAUGUUUCAAGGAAAGAGUUUCAGAAGGUUUACGACUGCCUGGACAUCACGAUCAUCGAGAGAGGAGAGUCGUACUACCAGGACAUGAUGAAAGAGGUGGUGAAGGAGUUCGAUGAGAGAGGCUUGACGGAGAUGGACGAGGGCCGUAAGAUCGUCUUCGCCCCGGGUCAGUCCAUCCCCCUCACCGUCGUCAAGUCGGACGGCGGGUACACCUACGACACGUCGGACCUCGCCGCCCUGCACCAGAGACUCUUCGUCGAGAAGGCCGACAUGAUCAUCUACGUCACAGACAGCGGUCAGGCCGUACACUUCCAGGUGGUGUUCGCUGCAGCUCGGAUGAUCGGCUGGUACGACCCCCAGGUGACCCGGGUGGAGCACGCAGGCUUUGGAGUGGUGCUGGGGGAAGACAAGAAGAAGUUUAAGACUCGGUCCGGAGACACGGUGAGGCUGAUGGACCUGCUGGACGAGGGACUGAAGAGGUGCAUGGACAAACUGAUAGAGAAGGAGAGAGACAAGGUGCUGACCCCGGAGGAGCUGACCAAAGCCCAGAGGUCCGUCGCUUUCGGCUGCAUCAAAUACGCCGACCUCUCCCACAACCGCAUCAACGACUACGUCUUCUCCUUCGACAAGAUGCUGGACGACCGGGGCAACACGGCGGCGUACCUCCUCUACGCCUACACUCGCAUCAGGUCCAUAGCUCGCCUGGCUAACAUCGACGAGGCCACGCUGAGGAAAGCAGCCGAGACCUCGGAGGUCCUGCUGGACCACGAGAAGGAGUGGAAGCUGGGGAAGUGCAUCCUCCGGUUCCCCGAGAUCCUGCAGAAGAUCCUGGACGACCUGCUUCUCCACACGCUCUGCGACUACCUGUACGAGCUCGCCACCACCUUCACGGAGUUCUACGACAGCUGCUACUGCAUUGAGAAGGACAGACAGACCGGUGAGGUGGUGAAGGUCAACAUGUGGAGGAUGCUGCUCUGUGAAGCCACCGCGGCCACCAUGGCCAAAUGCUUCGACAUCCUGGGCAUCAACCCCGUCGGCAGGAUGUGAUGUCACGGCGAUCCACACCCCGCCUCCGUCUGUUGUCCGUCUGCAUCCGAGUUCAACCAGAACAGGAACGGGAGGACGAUAAACAGUAAACGGUCUCUUUCACUCACGUCACAGCCACCGGACUUUAAGAAUGAAUAUCCAUUAAAGUUAUUAUAUCCAUCCUGAGAGGAAAAACACAUAAUGUUAAAUCCAUUAAUUAACAUCUCGUGAAGUUUCUUUUUUUUAUUAAAGAACCGAAACCAAAAUAUCA
Sebastes umbrosus (honeycomb rockfish) is the source of this 2353-nucleotide messenger RNA. It is a transcript of the gene rars1, whose product is annotated as arginyl-tRNA synthetase 1. Gene Ontology annotation, molecular function: arginine-tRNA ligase activity; ATP binding. Gene Ontology annotation, cellular component: cytoplasm. The record is from RefSeq and is a predicted model, not a curated record. The transcript has 15 exons. Bases 115 to 2103 code for a protein of 662 amino acids. NCBI's taxonomy places the organism in Eukaryota, Metazoa, Chordata, Actinopteri, Perciformes, Sebastidae. Gene Ontology annotation, biological process: arginyl-tRNA aminoacylation.